AUGAAUCCAAUAGCCAAACUUUUUCAAUCCGCCAAAGUUUUUACCUGGGACUUUAUGCUUGUCCUGGUGAAUACAUUCACACCGAAUCUGAAAUCAGGAGAGGUCGUUGCUCAAGGUCAUCCGGGAUAUAAAGGGAAGUGGCCGGACUAUCAGCCUCCUAAAGAUGGGGAUAGUAGAUGUGCAUGUCCUGCGUUGAAUGCUUUGGCAAAUCACGGUAUUCUGCCGCGAGAUGGAAAGAACAUUUCGUUCAAGGAAAUGGGCCGCGUUGUCAAUGAAUCCUACAAUUUUGCGCCUUCAUUCUGCUUUUUUGUCCCGAACUACUCCGCCAACUUCAUGAACAAAAAUUAUUCCAAAGACACAUUUGAUCUUGCGGAACUCAGCCAACACAACGCGAUCGAGCAUGAUGCUUCUCUCACUAGAGAAGACACACACUUCAACGCAGAUCAAUCAAAACCCCAUAUUCCCUUUGUCGAGGAAUUGUUAUCUUAUGCAACAGGAAAAGACUCCGAAGGUCGCGCUCUUUUAACUGCAGACGAUAUCGCCAGAUAUAGCGCCAAACGACGCGCAGACUCCCAAGCAAAUAAUCCAGAGUUCAGUCUUGAGACCAUUCAUAAGUUCUUUAGCAGCUCAAACAAUUCGACGAUGCUCCGUAUCUUCGGUGGUAGGGUCGAUGACCUCCGGACAAUGCUUGUGGAGGAGCGGAUACCUGAGGGCUGGGAAUCUGUGUGCCAGGCACGAAAAGGUUUGACGAUGGCAUCAUUCAAUAGGACUGCGAUGACUGUGGAAAAGGCCACGACAAAGUUUUUGGCAAAAAAGGACUGA
Molecule: messenger RNA, 822 nt
Organism: Marasmius oreades (fairy-ring Marasmius)
Lineage: Eukaryota; Fungi; Basidiomycota; Agaricomycetes; Agaricales; Marasmiaceae
Exons: 5
Coding region: 1-822 (273 amino acids)
Molecular function (GO): peroxidase activity
Source: RefSeq, a predicted model, not a curated record